CGGACACGUAUUAAAUUAAGUAACCCACGGUUACCAAUAGACCAUAACAAAUGGCAACUCAUCUUCCUUAUCUGUUAUGUACAACGAAAGGAAUAUUUUAAUGUUAGGCGCAACGUUGUAAAGGAAAGCAAAACCCAUCCAAGAAGCAUUAACAGUUAAAUACGAUUUAUUUACAAACAAGGAUAGUAAAAAGUAAAUGUGUUAAUAUUUGCCUUCAUUGUUAAGGAUUAGUAAAAUAAAAAAUAAAACUCAAAACACACGCAAUGAAGCAUCAACAAGUUAUUGUUGACUAUUGGAAUAUGUUCAAAGCUUCAUUCACAUGUUUGCUUUUGGCCUUUUCUGGUUACAUUUUAAUCAAGAUGGUGCAAACCAUAUUUUGGCUACCAGGAUAUUUGCAAAAAAAUCAAAAACGUUUGGAAGAAUUGGCAGCGCAAUACUCUUUGGAACUGGAUGAAGAUAAAGCUAUUGCAGACGAUUUGAAAGCACAGAUAGAAGAAGACGUUGAAGAACAAAAACCGACACUUCAACAACGAAACGAUGAAGAUAUAGAUACCAGCACAGAUGAUGCAACAAAAAUAGAAGAACCUAAAAAGCACAAAUAAUUCAAUUUUUUA
Molecule: messenger RNA, 614 nt
Organism: Anastrepha ludens (Mexican fruit fly)
Lineage: Eukaryota; Metazoa; Arthropoda; Insecta; Diptera; Tephritidae
Exons: 2
Coding region: 264-602 (112 amino acids)
Source: RefSeq, a predicted model, not a curated record